Molecule: messenger RNA, 1583 nt
Organism: Rana temporaria (common frog)
Lineage: Eukaryota; Metazoa; Chordata; Amphibia; Anura; Ranidae
Gene: TMED8
Product: transmembrane p24 trafficking protein family member 8
Exons: 6
Coding region: 50-1165 (371 amino acids)
Cellular component (GO): Golgi membrane
Source: RefSeq, a predicted model, not a curated record
GUUUCUCUCCGGAGAUUGCCGAACAUUUCCGAACUGGAGGUAGCGGCUGAUGGAUGUGGCGCAGGAUGCUGCGGCGGAACCCGGAGAACGGAUCGGUGAGAGCGGAGCCGAGGAGGAGCGGGAGACCACCAGGGGGUCCGGGGAGACGACCGCGGAUGGUGAGAUCAUUGAAGAGGCAGUGAUGGCGUUACCUUCUGCGGAGGAGAAGAAGAAUGGAGAAUGUCAGGACAAUGAUGGGGCAAAUUCAGAGACAGACGUCACGACCCCGGAUUCUGCCAAGACGAGUCCUGAUGGUGAAAUGAAUAAGGGUCCAUCAGAACCAGCCAAGGGUCCAUCAGAACCAGCCAAGGGUCCAUCAGAACCAGCCAAGGGUCCAUCAGAACCAGCCAAGGGUCCAUCAGAACCAGCCAAGGGUCCAUCAGAACCAACAAAGGGUCCAUCAGAAACAACAAAGGGUCCAUCAGAACCAGCCAAGGGUCCAUCAGAACCAACCAAGAGUUCCCUGGACAAGGAACUGGAAGCCCUUCUGUCUAGCUGCACUGACCCUCCUCCUCUGGACGUCCUCAUGAUCCAGUCAGAGCACGCCGGCAUGGUGGACAUAGUAAAGGUGGAGCAGAAUACAGAUGACCCCGCUGCGACAGAUAAAAAAGCUCCUCCCCCACCGCUGAGACCGCCCACCACCUGGACCAGUGCCAACAUACGGGAAUUCAAGCACCGGAUGGCCAGUGAGAAACACGGAUUGCUGACUGUGAGGAGAGGGGAAGUGAUGACUGUUCGUGUCCCCACACACCCUGAAGGGAAGCGGCUCUGCUGGGAGUUUGCUACGGAUGAUUAUGACAUUGGUUUCGGAAUCUAUUUUGAUUGGACACCAGUGACCAGCACAGCGGUUACCAUACAAGUCAGCGACUCCAGUGACGAUGAGGAAGAGGAGGAGACAGAGAGCCCCUGGCACAGCCGAGAGGGAGACGUAGAGCGAGGAUCCGUAUACCGCCUGCGCAGUCGCUAUGGAGAGAUCAUGCAGGUGUUCCGCAAGGACAGUCACCGUGAAGUCCAAGCUGGGAGCCACGACUACCCUGGAGAGGGCGUUUAUCUGCUCAAACUGGACAAUUCCUACUCCCUGCUGCGCAACAAGGCUCUCUUCUUCCAUGUCUACUACAGCAGCUGAGACUGUGGGGGCCCCGGGGAGGAGGACCCCAACAACUGAACAGGGUGCCCAGAUGGUGCCUGUUUGCAGAACUAGGGCACCUCUCCGUACGUGACUCCAUGAAUUACUGAGACAUCUGUCUGAUGUGGUCACGCUGAAGUCCCUUCUCUGAAGAAAGACACACGGCUCAGCUUCUGUAGUCCUUAAACGCCUCGCAGCACUUCUGCGUGCCCACAAUCCUUUGCUUCUACCCACAUACCUCAGGAAGGGAGCUGGACCACCCAUGGAAGGAUCACUUAAUCACGCCAGCCACAUCUGCUGCACAGGCCGCAUUGACUGAUAAUCUUCACUGAGCAGCAGGGGAAGGGUCAACAGACCACUUUAGACCAUCCAAUUGCACGCCGUUUGUAGAAGACACGGAUGGCUGCUGGGGGGGGGG